This is a messenger RNA of Saccostrea cuccullata (small rock oyster), 878 nucleotides long. RefSeq lists its product as uncharacterized. Bases 1 to 807 code for a protein of 268 amino acids. Lineage: Eukaryota; Metazoa; Mollusca; Bivalvia; Ostreida; Ostreidae. The transcript has 5 exons. The record is from RefSeq and is a predicted model, not a curated record.
AUGGAGAAAAACGAAAAGAGAUCAAGUUCAGAGUCCAUUGAAACAAUUCAGAUAUUACAAACAAAGAGAAAUAUUGACCAUAAGCUAACAUUUUCAGGAACUGACAAUGAACUAUUAGAAUACUUCUCAGGAUUUGUAUUGAACUUACGAUGUUUCAUAUACAAACAAACGACAUUUCAACGACAAAUAAAAGAAGUGCCCCUCUACGGGACCUCUCCUCCCCCUAUAUCUGCUACGAACUUCUUCAAAAGGGAGGAGUGUUUCAAGGCCUGCCACUUCAGUUCUGAGUGUCAGUCAGUGCGAUUUGUCGGCGAUGUCUGCCAGCUUUACGAUUCCACAGAUCUUGGACCAAAUGGAGAUGACAUCUUUGUUGUCACUGAAAACAUAUCUUACUCAGAAGUCAGAGAUUUAUCAACCUCCAGAUGCACACAAAAUAACUACAUUUACGACAGUACUUACUCUAUAUGUUACAAACCAGACACGAGGUUAGCCAAUAACACAUACGCCCAUCAGCUGUGUAGUGAGUCCGGAGGUAGACUCAUGAUGGUGGACUCACAAGAAAAACAAAACCUUAUAGAAAGCAUUACAUUUCCCACAGGGCCUGGUGUAAGUAAUUUCCGCAUUGACGCAUUGAGCUCUGGAGGGAUAUGGAGAUUUUCAGAUGGGAGGGUGAUCAGCUCCUUCUACUGGGGUACCGGGCAACCAGACAGGAAUUAUCCCACGAUCUGCAUCGAUAUGAACACACACAAAUGGAACGAUGUUCAUGCAAACUACAACCAUGCUAUAUUGUGUGAAAAAGACUUAUAGGCAGGAACACAGAUACUGUUACUGGCUCAUGGAAAUUAUAGUAUUAUAACAAUCUACUUUUGAUGAAAAAA